Molecule: messenger RNA, 987 nt
Organism: Symbiodinium sp. CCMP2456
Lineage: Eukaryota; Dinophyceae; Suessiales; Symbiodiniaceae
Source: the annotation of a GenBank genome assembly
AUGACAAAGCGGCCACUGGAGCCUACGCCAGAGCUCGUGCGAGUUUGGAAGACCUCGGGCGAAGAGAUUGCCUCCCUGCCUGUGGACGAGCUGAGUGAUGUCAAGGCUCUGAAGAGGUACCUUGAGCCCCUCUGUGGCACUCCACGAUUCAGGCAGAGACUUCUGAAUGAUGGCGUCAUGUUGGAUGACGGAGCUGUCUUGAAUUCACCUUUGGACCUUCAGCUGGUGCUCCUACGCUUCUCCGAUGCCUCCGACAACAUGGAUGCAAACCUUUCCAAGGCAGCAGAGGAGGGUCUGGAAGCUUUGGUGGAGGAGAUCCUGGGUAGGCCCAGGGACCCUGACUUCCUUGGCAGUGAGACCCUGCCAGCGCUCUGGGUUGCGUCCCAGCGCGGACAUGACAGCAUCGUCAGGCUGCUUCUGGAAGCAAAGGCGAACAAGGACGCCUCUCACUGUCGCCGCCAGAUUACACAGCCGAACAGCCGAACCACCUGCGUUGCGGUUGCAGCUGAGCGCGGCUUUAUCGACGUUGUGAGGUUGUUGCUGGAUGCUGGGGCUAGGCAAGCACUCCCCAGAGAGGGCACCACUGUGUACGACACGCCCCUUGCGACGGCAGCAGCAGCUGGUCAUUUGGACACCGUGCGCCUCUUGUUGGAGACGGGUGUCGACAAGGACAUGCUCGCCAACACGAACUUCAAAGGGCGAGCCCCACUUGCAUGGGCUGUGCAGGAGGGCCACUUGGAUAUUGCACAGCUGCUGUUGGACGCAGAAGCUGAUGCCAAUCAAACUUGCACCCUGGGCCGGACUCCUCUUGUUUGGUCCUGCGAGGAGGGCAGGGACGAGCAGGUGCGGCUGCUCCUUGAGUCCGGCGCCGACAAAGAUCGGCGAGGCCCCUGCACCCCUUUGGGGGCCGCUGCUCGCCGAGGCCAUCUCUCCGUCGUCCGACUUCUCCUUGAAGCUGGCGCCAACAUCGAUGCCCUGCGAUCGUAG